AUGUUCUUCGACGGAACAGUAAACGUAAAAGGCGUAGGGAUUGGGGCAAUUUUAAUCUCACCCACAGAUCAGCAUUAUCCAGCUACAGCCAUGCUCCGGUUCUUCUGCACCAAUAAUACAGCUGAAUAUGAGGCUUGCACCAUGGGCAUGAACAUGGCCAUUAAUCAAGAUGUCAAAGAAUUGCUAAUCAUGGGAGAUUCCAAUCUGAUCAUCCGACAUGCUCAAGGAGAAUGGGAGACAAGAGACAUUAAGCUCCUCCCAUACAGAAAGCAUGUGGAAGACCUCAGCAGACGGUUCAGGUUGGUACAAUUCAGGUACAUUCCCCGUUGCCACAAUGAGUUAGCAGACGCACUCGCAACCUUGGCCUCUGUGUUACCUUGCCCUGGAAACGCCUAUUUUGACCCUUUACAAAUCCAAGUCAAAGAAAGGCAUGGGUAUUGGAACGCGACCGAAGCAGAGUCCAGCACACAACCCUAG
This is a messenger RNA of Nicotiana tabacum (common tobacco), 477 nucleotides long. The record is from RefSeq and is a predicted model, not a curated record. Lineage: Eukaryota; Viridiplantae; Streptophyta; Magnoliopsida; Solanales; Solanaceae.